This is a messenger RNA of Mangifera indica (mango), 1706 nucleotides long. RefSeq names its product 2-haloacrylate reductase-like. Gene Ontology annotation, cellular component: cytosol; cytoplasm. The transcript has 5 exons. NCBI's taxonomy places the organism in Eukaryota, Viridiplantae, Streptophyta, Magnoliopsida, Sapindales, Anacardiaceae. The record is from RefSeq and is a predicted model, not a curated record. Gene Ontology annotation, molecular function: quinone reductase (NADPH) activity. Gene Ontology annotation, biological process: cellular response to oxidative stress. The coding region runs from base 267 to 1094 and encodes 275 amino acids.
GUAGCCCAGUAGAUCAAGAGGACAAUUAAGCCGCGGCUAAGCAGACGUACUUAUCUAGGAGGCGAUGUCAGCUGUCUAUCAAAAAUCUGUCACCUGUCACUCCGACUGCUUACUGCUACCCACUGUUUCAAUAAAAAAUCUAGCCUUUUCUUUCCGCACAAUUCCUCCAUUUUCACGUCCACCAUCAAAAGCUCUCCAGUGUUCUUCCCGCUUAGGCAUAUUAAGUAAAAGCACUUGCCACAGAUUCUGCAUCACCAAUAACAAAUAUGGUCAAAGCCAUUAGGGUUCAUGAACAUGGCGGGCCUGAGGUUCUGAAGUGGGAAGAUGUGGAAAUGAGGGAGCCUGGUGAAGGCGAGAUACGUGUGAAGAAUAAAGCAAUUGGUCUUAAUUUCAUCGAUAUUUACUUUCGGAAAGGUGUUUUUAAGCCUGCUGCAGUGCCCUUCACCCCAGGUAGGGAGGCUGUUGGAGAGGUAAUUGCUGUGGGCCCUGGACUUACUGGCAGGGAAGUUGGAGAUCUCGUGGCUUAUGCUGGUGAUCCAACAGGUUCAUAUUCUGAAGAGCAGAUCCUUCCUGCAAACAGAGUGGUUCUUGUUCCUUCUUCUAUCUCACCUGUAAUUGCUGCUUCUGUCAUGCUAAAGGGCAUGACAGGUCAAUUUCUUCUGCGCCGUUGUUUCAAGGUUGAGCGUGGACACACAAUUCUUGUUCAUGCUGCAGCUGGUGGGGUGGGAUCUCUGUUUUGCCAAUGGGCAAAUGCUCUGGGUGCAACUGUUAUUGGCAGUGUCUCAACUAAAGAGAAGGCGACUCAAGCCAAGGAUGAUGGAUGUCACCAUGUUAUAAUCUACAAGGAAGAGGAUUUUGUUGCCUGUGUUAAUGAGAUAACAUCAGGCAAUGGGGUUGAUGUUGUCUAUGAUUCUGUAGGAAAAGACAUUUCAGCAUAUCCAGGGAUCACUGGCAUGCUUAAAGCCUCGGGGGUUACAUGGUUAGUUUUGGGCAUUCUUCUGGACACCAGAUCCAGUCCCCGUAUCAGCACUGGCACCAAAAUCUCUUUUCUUGACAAGUGCUUCUCUCAUGCAAUAUACGAUAACUCGGGAUGAGCUACUGGAAACUGCUGGGGAGGUAUUUGCCAAUGUUGCCUCUGGUGUCUUGUCGGUUUGUGUAAAUCAUACAUACCCCUUGGCACAAGCAGCACAGGCACAUGAAGACCUGGAGAACCGGAAAACAUCUGGAUCAGUUGUGCUGAUACCAUGAAGCAGAGCAGUUUGUUUCAUAUUCACAAUAUAGAUAGAUGUUGUUUGGUCAAUUGCCAUGUGUGCUAUGCUAUGUAUGCAGAGAUUCAUGUAUGUAAGUUCACCAAGAGAAGUGUUGUUCCUGGAAUAAACACAAAUGCAGGAGUCUGGGUAUUUGGCUGGCUUUUCUGCUUGUAGUUAUUUGAAUGCGCUGUGCUUUUGGUACUUGUAUGGAGUGUGGUUGUAAAUAUAGAAGUUAUUCCCUCAAUGAGCUCAAGGUUUGCAAGGAAGCAGCACAGGAGGAAUAGUAAAGCAAUUUAGGAGAAUCUGAAUAAAGGGAUGACAGGUUCAUUCAAGUAUAGUGUCCUGUAAGCAGAGUAGCUAAGCAAUUUAGCAUCUGGAAUUUUAUGCUGUGUGGAUUUUAUUACUUUCAAUAAGGAGUCACAGCAAUAGAAGAUGAAGCAAUUGAUUUUGGUUGAA